GUUGGUUACAUCUCACGAAAUUCACAAGCUUUGCAACAUCCUUUGGACGAACUGUUGGUCAAAAAACUACCCAACUCGAAAUCGAGACUGGUUUGCGCCGCGUAGCACCGCCAGUCAACUUUUUCAGAAGCUGCCCGCCCAGUCGACCAGCUAUUCGCAUCUCUACCCGCCGCCCCUGAAUCAACCCCCCCAAACCUGUGCCGAAACUCGUGAAGCUCUGCUUCUCGAAGCGACUGCCACCAACGACGAAUCGCAAAAAUGGCUACCAACAAUAUGCAUAACCUAACUACUCUUAUCAAGCGAUUGGAGGCUGCAACACUCCGGCUUGAGGACAUAGCUUCGUCGACGAUAGAUCUCCCUCAGGCUGUGCCAUCUCUAUCUACGACGCAGCCGACCCCGAGCGCGACUCCCGCGCCCGGCGCAACUGCUCCAGCCCCAACACCGCCCGCUGUCCAAGAGUCUUUGCCCGAAUCCAUCGAAGACUUCGAUUUGUUUAUUACCGAGUCCGUCAAUAACUAUGUCAACCUCAGUGGGAAGAUUGGGGGCCCGGUUGCCGAGCAGGCCAAGUUGUUAUUGAAAGGGCUUCAACUACAGCGGCAGUUUCUCCUGAUGACCACCAAAGCCAAGAAGCCCGAUGUGAACGGUUCCGACCAGUCCCUGUGGCAGGACCUCCUCAAGCCAAUGAGCGAGGUUAUUAUGAGCGUUCAAGGCAUCAAGGACGCGAACCGCGGCUCGGAGUUUUUCAACCACCUUAGCACCACCGCCGAGGCCGUGAUGGUCCUGGCCUGGGUCACGGUCGAGCCCAAACCGUUCAAGCACGUCGAGGUCUGCAUGGAUAGCGCGCAGCUUUUUGGAAACAAGGUUAGGAUGCAGUAUAAAGAAAAAGAUCCUCAACAUGUUCAAUGGGUUGCCUCACUGCAGCAGAUGUGUAAGGACCUUGCUGAGUACAUUAAGCAACAUUUCAGCAACGGACUGGCUUGGAACCCAAAGGGUGAACCUGUCCAACAGGUGAUGAAGACCAUGCAAUCGGCACCGUCAGGUUCCGCUCCGCCUCCGCCUGCACCACCAGCCCCUUCGGCUGGAGGACCGCCUCCCCCGCCCCCUCCUCCACCGGGACCUGCGCCAGCUUUGCAGAUCAAGGAGCAAGGGGCGGCGUCUACCCCAGCGGUCACCGGCAUCAAUGCUGUCUUCUCGGAGCUCAACAAGGGUGAGGCGGUGACCAAGGGUCUGCGCAAGGUCGACAAGUCCGAGAUGACGCAUAAGAACCCGUCUUUGAGGGCUGGCAGCACCGUUCCUGAACGGGAGGGCUCUGUUUCUUCCCGAGGCAAGAGCCCGGCUCCGGGUAAGAAGCCGAAGCCGGAAAGCAUGAGGGUUAAGAAGCCCCCGAAGAAGGAGCUUGACGGAAACAAGUGGUUCAUCGAGAACUUUGAACAGCAACCAGAACCCAUCGAGAUCGAGGCCAACAUGUCGCACUCGAUCCUCAUCAGCAAGUGCAGCGGUACCACGGUGAGAAUACACGGAAAGGCCAACGCAGUGACCAUUGAGAACACCUCGCGUCUUUCGCUCAUCAUCGACUCGCUCGUCUCCACCGUUGAUGUGGUCAAGUCGCAAAACUUUGGGCUGCAAGUAAUGGGCACCGUGCCCACGGUCCUCAUGGACCAGAUCGAUAGCGCCCAGGUCUUCUUCAGUCGCGAGAGCGCGUCGACGAGGAUCUUCACCAGCAAGUCGGCCAACAUCAACGUCAACGUCAUCGGUGCCGACGACGAUUACAAGGAGCUGCCCCUACCGUCUCAGAUGUGCCACUACUACGACGAGGCGAAGGGAGAGCUCGUGAACGAGAUUGUUGAGCACGCGGGUUGAGAAGGGGUGGUAGGCUUCGCCGGAUGAGUUGGUUAUACAGGGUGUUUUUGUUCCUGUGGUUGGGAGGCUUUUAGUCCUAUAGUUUCUGCCUGUUUUCUGCAUGGUGUGGAAAAUACCCUCUGUUGAAUUUUUUUUUUUUUUUUUUUUUUUUUU
Pyricularia grisea is the source of this 2013-nucleotide messenger RNA. RefSeq lists its product as uncharacterized. Gene Ontology annotation, cellular component: cytoplasm. Gene Ontology annotation, molecular function: adenylate cyclase binding; actin binding. Gene Ontology annotation, biological process: cytoskeleton organization; regulation of adenylate cyclase activity. The transcript has 4 exons. The record is from RefSeq and is a predicted model, not a curated record. NCBI's taxonomy places the organism in Eukaryota, Fungi, Ascomycota, Sordariomycetes, Magnaporthales, Pyriculariaceae. Bases 259 to 1860 code for a protein of 533 amino acids.